Acipenser ruthenus (sterlet) is the source of this 2408-nucleotide messenger RNA. RefSeq lists its product as uncharacterized. The transcript has 4 exons. Lineage: Eukaryota; Metazoa; Chordata; Actinopteri; Acipenseriformes; Acipenseridae. Bases 770 to 1327 code for a protein of 185 amino acids. The record is from RefSeq and is a predicted model, not a curated record.
UGUAAGUUUGGAUUAUUGUAGGUAACAAUGCAUGCACAUUUUUAACCUUUCUUAAUUAAAUUGGUGGGGCCAAAUUGCUUAAAUUAUCAGCUCAGGACUCAUCUUGUACUGGGGACACCUGGCCAAGAGUACUAUGGUCCUAAAUAGUGACCUUAUGUAUUUGUCAGUGUUUCCCCUAGAUUAUAGUCCAGACAGGGUGGAAAGGCUCCAUCUCUCAUCCAGACCCUCUUUAUCCGAAACUGUCAAUAGAAACCAGUAGAAGCCUAAGUCUUUCUGGUGGAGGAGCACGAGACCUAGGCAGACAGGGCUGCCCUCGAUAUACAAUGGUAAGGGGAACUCUGUUUUGUCAAGUUCUUACUGUGUUUUCCUUUUGAAAGGAACACUACUGCGAUGCCGAAAGUGGAUCGGGUUACCUGGCCUGGAGGAUUAAGACUGUCCAACGCAACACAUCACAUGGGACCAAGAAGAGAUCCAUGUCUACAUACCAAGAUGGUCCAAAGGCUAAGCGGGCUUCACAUUCAACUGUUGAGCAACUGACAGGCGACAAAUGCAGAGGGGCGAUAUCUGUGCUUCAGCAUUCAACUGAUGAGUCACUGGUCAAGGAGAAGAUUAGGGCAACAUUCAAACACAGACAGAACAUUGUGCAGGAUCCAGAGAAGUCCUCAACCAUCUUGGGCGUCUUCCCCCGAUUCCUUGACAUACCAGGCUUGAUCGACCAAGACUUCACAAUGCUGCUUGGAGAGGAUGCAUCUGGCAAGUUCCUGGCGAAAUGGCCAACUUUGUUCAGACCAGGGUCAUCGCAGACUGCAAGAACCUACCCCCCAGUGCCCAUUUGGAAGCCCUCCUCUCUUCUGCGCAGCACGACUCUGAUGAUUUGGGAUGGGACAGUGACUUGGCAGCCAUUCUGUUGCUGCUGCAUCUGCUACCCCCGACCUCAAAAGACAAGAGGGCUGCAAAGAUCGCUGUCUCUCAAGCUGCUGACCAUCUGGUGAAAUAUAUGAAGGUGGGGACGAGCAUGGUGACCUUCCUUGCGCAAGUUGGACGUGAACAGCCCUUCCUCCUCUGUGUCGGCGAACAAAAGAACAUCAUCCAGAAAUUCUACAUCGUCGUUGACCAGAAGGCCAUUCCGUGCAAGACCCAAACAUCAGAGGCAGCUUUCGAUGAGCUCUUCAAGGCACACUACGUCUUCGGCGUGUCCUGUGAGGAAGCUUUGGGUAGUUUCUACACGUUCAUUCAAACCACAGUGUAUAAUAUUGAUGUAGGGAAUGCAAAGGAGAGCCCAAGGGUCAAGGAGAUUAGAGCAAGGCUGCUUAACAGAGACACUUGAGUUGAUACACAUCUUUGGGCUUAAAGAUGUUGACUUGUUUCAUUUGUAAAGUACACCACAGAAGUUGUGCAUUGCUUUGUCAACAUUUUAAGAUCCAUCAGGAAGGACAUUGCGUUUGAAAUGCGGAGAUCCUGAGUGUUCCUCCGUUUUUGGCACUUAUUCUGGCUUUAAGAAGCACUUGGUUCGUGUACAUGGUGACUGUGUUACUCCAAAUACCAUUGACAAUGUUGAGACUUUGAGCAAUAAUGAUGUUGAACCUUCAUGUUGUCAGUCAGUUGAUACAGACUCUCCUACUACUCAGGUUCCUAUUGAGAGGAGGCAAUUGCUGGACAUGUGUGGGUCUGUUGGAGCUCAGUUACAGGCAUCGGGGGUUGCUGAAAGUACUGUUCAAUCUAUGGUUGGUUCAAUGGAAGAACUUGUGAAUGACAUCCAUGCUCAAGCAAGGGAAGCUGAACUAAAAAGUAUUUCAUCAGAGACUCAAGGUCAAGACCUAGGUGAAAAAGUUGGGGAUUGUUUUGAUCAGCUUGAAAAUCCUUUCUCAGUCUUGAACACAGGAGCCAAGCGGCAGAGGUAUUUUGAGGAAAAAUGGGAAAUAAUUGAGCCUGUAGAGCAUGUUCUUGGAGUGCGGUUUGAUGUACGCCGAGAUGGAACACCUGGUGUGUGCAGUCAAGUUCCAGUAAAUGAUACGUUUAUUGAUGUACCUAUCUUAGGAACUCUGAAGUCUAUGUUUAAGAACAGUGAAGUGUGUAAAAGUUUCCAGCAGGUAAGAGAACAUCAAGAAGGUACUUCCAAAGACAUUAAUGAUGGUUCAUACUUCAGAAAUCAUUGUCUGUUUUCACAACAAGAAUAUGCUCUACAGAUUCAACUUUACUAUGACGAUUUUGAAACUGCCAAUCCUUUAGGCUCAAAAAAGGGAAUUCAUAAACUUGGCUGUGUUUAUUUUAUUUUAAGAAACCUACCACCAAAAUUGAACUCUGUGUUGAUGAAUAUUCAUCUAGUUGCUCUCUUUCACUCAGAGGACUUAAAGAAAUAUGGAUUUGAUGAAAUACUAAAGCCACUUGUAAAUGAUUUAAAAGUUUUG